This is a messenger RNA of Plasmodium malariae, 885 nucleotides long. It is a transcript of the gene L22, whose product is annotated as 50S ribosomal protein L22, apicoplast, putative. Gene Ontology annotation, molecular function: structural constituent of ribosome. Bases 1 to 885 code for a protein of 294 amino acids. NCBI's taxonomy places the organism in Eukaryota, Apicomplexa, Aconoidasida, Haemosporida, Plasmodiidae. The record is from RefSeq and is a predicted model, not a curated record. Gene Ontology annotation, cellular component: large ribosomal subunit; ribosome. The transcript has a single exon. Gene Ontology annotation, biological process: translation; ribosome assembly.
AUGGUUUGUAUAAAGAAACUACUUACAUUAUUUGUUCUUCAGUUAAUCUGUGAUGAGGUACUAUUAUUAAUUUAUGGUUUUACCUUCAAUAAUAAUAGUUAUUUAACCUAUGUAAAAUAUGAUAAUAAUAAUAAUAAAGUUGCGAAGAGGCAUUAUAUCCCUUAUGAAGAAGUGAAGAAAACAUAUAGGAAAGAUUACUUUAUAUUAUAUAGCACGCCAAAAAUACAAGAAGAUAAUAAUAGGAAUGAUAUAAACGAUCUAUUAUAUGAUGUAGGCAAUAUUAAUGAAAAUAAAAAUUCAAUAUCAGACGAAAUUGAUAUCUUUAAUGAAGAUGGUCUUCAGUUAAAACAGUGGUAUUCAGCAGAAAAAGUAAAAGAAAAAUGGAGAGAAAAACAUAUUGAAAAUGUUCGAAGUAAUUAUGAAAAGGUAUUAUUAAAUAACAAAUAUAAUGAAAUGUUUAAUAUGUACAGAAAUAUAAAGAACAAUAAUGUAGAAAAUGCUAAAAAAAGAGUUAAAACAAAUAGAAUUAAUCCCGUAAUAUAUGUAAAAAAAAGGUUAGUAUCUGCUACUGCUAAAUAUAUUAAAAUGUCUUUUAUAAAAACUAGAAAAAUUUUAUGGAAAAUACGAUACAUGCCAAUAAUUAAAGCUUUUGCAUUUCUAUAUUAUUAUGGUUCUAAUAUUUAUACAGUAAAUAUUUAUAAGUGCAUAAAGUCUUGUUUGCAUAAUGCUAUUAAUAAAUAUGGGAAAAACAAUAUAAAACCCGUUUUCCACACCCUUCAAGCUAAUAUGGGUGGAUACACCAAAAAAAUUAAUAUUAGGGCAAAGGGGAAAACAGAUAUUAUACGUGAACCUCAUACACAUAUAAGAGUUGUUUUAGAAGUUUAG